Messenger RNA from Phialemonium atrogriseum, 1568 nucleotides. RefSeq names its product ras-domain-containing protein. Gene Ontology annotation, cellular component: cytosol. Lineage: Eukaryota; Fungi; Ascomycota; Sordariomycetes; Cephalothecales; Cephalothecaceae. Gene Ontology annotation, molecular function: GTPase activity; protein kinase binding; GTP binding. Gene Ontology annotation, biological process: small GTPase-mediated signal transduction. The transcript is spliced from 3 exons. The record is from RefSeq and is a predicted model, not a curated record. The coding region runs from base 258 to 1118 and encodes 286 amino acids.
GGAAGGCGUUGCCCAGGCGACUGUUUACUUCCCGUCGUCCUUUUUGCGAACCACUACUCUCCUGCCAUCCCAUUUUCAACAAAGUGGGAGAAGACUCGACAGACAUUGCCACCUGGUCACUUGAGGCCAUCUCAACUACGUAUCUAUCUUCCGAAACAGUCCCCUACGAUCCGACAUUGAAUUUGUAUAUCCAUUUGGAAGUUUUCGUCUGAGCGCAUUCCUCUCAGCCCAGUCACAUUCCAUUCGAAGCCAUCAAAAUGACUUCAUACCAAUACCGCAAUUCCUACUACAACUCCCAGCCGGCACCCGCACAAGACAGUUACGAUAGUGGAAUGAAGAGAAGUUCGACAACUGGGCGGCGAGACACCCGAGGCACCAGAUCCAGUGACGGCACCGUGAGCACCAUGAUGAGCACCUCGACCGGGCGAGAAUCAUCAGCAACUCAGAUGACAGAGGGUCCUGCAUACUCCAAGAAGAUUGUCGUAGUUGGUGAUGGCGGGUGCGGGAAGACGUGCUUGUUGAUCAGCUACAGCCAAGGAUACUUCCCAGAGAAAUACGUCCCCACCGUUUUCGAGAACUACAUUACCUACCCGACCCACUCUCCCACUGGUAAGACCGUGGAGCUUGCUCUCUGGGAUACUGCUGGACAAGAGGAGUAUGACCGUCUGCGACCUCUCUCCUACCCCGAGACCGACCUGAUUUUCGUCUGCUUCGCAAUCGACUGCCCAAAUUCGCUGGAAAAUGUCAUGGACAAGUGGUAUCCCGAAGUCCUCCAUUUCUGCCCUUACACCCCGCUCGUUCUCCUCGGCUUGAAGUCGGACCUGCGCUACAAGAAGGCCUGUAUCGACAUGCUUAAGACCCAGGGCCUCACUCCAGUCACUACCGAGCAAGGCCUAGCUGUCGCAAAGAAGAUGGGCGCCCAGUACAUGGAAUGCAGCAGCAAGGAGAUGAAGGGCGUGGAGGAGAUCUUCGAGCAGGCCAUCCUGACCGUGGUCGCCAACGACAGGAAAAAUCUCGAGAUGCAGGCGGCAAGCAACUCGGGCGCUUCAGGCAGCGGCGGUGGACUCGGCGGCGUCGGCCCUCUAAAGAAGAAGAAGAGAAAGUGUAUCGCCCUCUGAUCCAGGACGAUCAAAGAGCGACCAACCCGGGAACCCGACUCGAUGUAAUGACGAUGGCGCACGACUUGAACGAUUUCCUUUCUGAUCAGGACCCGGGGUUGGGAUCGGAUUCCCCGGAUGUAGGUAGGGUAAGGGCUGGCUAGGGUGUCGAUUGUCGGAGUCUCUUCCCCAUUCCUGGCUCUCGUCCAAGACCGCCGACGCUCGGUGGCGGAGGAUUUCGGCGUUUCCAGAUAGGGUGCUACUUUUUUCUGCAUUCGGUUGCUGGAUAUCUGCCCAUGGCCCGGGGGCAACCAGGAGAGGCUCGUGGUCUGGACGAGGUGCUGUAUUCUUCACUUCUUCUAUGCACAGAUCUUUCUUUUGUAGGUAUCAUCAAUUUCUUUUUCACUCAUCAAGCAAUGGGAUAGGACAUAAACGAUCAUCAUGUUAUAAAAAAGACCCCUGGUAUGCCAC